This is a messenger RNA of Eublepharis macularius, 2688 nucleotides long. It is a transcript of the gene SPRTN, whose product is annotated as SprT-like N-terminal domain. Gene Ontology annotation, molecular function: single-stranded DNA binding; metalloendopeptidase activity; polyubiquitin modification-dependent protein binding. The record is from RefSeq and is a predicted model, not a curated record. Gene Ontology annotation, cellular component: nucleus. Gene Ontology annotation, biological process: DNA repair. The transcript is spliced from 5 exons. Lineage: Eukaryota; Metazoa; Chordata; Lepidosauria; Squamata; Eublepharidae. The coding region runs from base 87 to 1562 and encodes 491 amino acids.
GCUGCUGAGCGCAGGCGCGAGAAUAUGACAAAAGUUGUAGCUGGCGGUCGCCCGCCUGUUCGUUGCCAGCCUCUACCUCGAGAAAGAUGGAUGGCGACUUCCUGCUGGCGCUGCGGCUGCAGGCGGAGUGGGAGGCGGAGAACGACGGCGAUCAGGUUCAGGUAGCAGCAGCAGCGACCGCUGGCCGUCCUCCUUCGCCGCGGCCGCUCUCUGUGGUGGACGAAGCCUGGGAGCUGCUGGACCCCAGCCCGGACGUCCGCGGUCUCUUCGUGCAGUUCAACGAGACCCUUUUCUGGGGGCGCCUGGCCGCCGUGGAAGUGAAGUGGAGCCCGCGCAUGACGCUGUGUGCUGGGCUUUGUUGUUAUGAAGGACGAGGUGGAAUGUGCUCCAUCCGACUCAGUGAGCCACUGUUAAAGUUACGGCCAAGGAAGGAUCUUGUAGAGACUCUCUUGCAUGAAAUGAUUCAUGCCUUAUUGUUCGUCACUCACAACAACAAAGAUCAUGAUUCUCAUGGCCCUGAGUUCUGCAAACACAUGCAUCGGAUCAAUCGCUUAACUGGUGCCAAUAUUACGAUCUAUCAUGAGUUUCAUGAUGAGGUGGAUUCUUACCGUCAGCAUUGGUGGAGAUGUAAUGGUCCUUGUCAAAAUAGAAAGCCAUAUUUUGGAUAUGUGAAGCGCUCAAUGAAUAGAGCACCAUCUGCAAAUGACUUCUGGUGGUCUGAACACCAGCAGACCUGUGGGGGGACAUUCACUAAGAUCAAAGAGCCAGAGAGCUACUCCAAGAAAGGCACAGAGAAAAACCAAGGAAAAGUCCCAGCUGAUGACAAAGGAAGAGUUUGUGGAGGUGGCAAACAAAGCAUAAUUCCUUUUAGUGGAAAAGGAUUUGUGCUUGGAGGAAGAAGUGAAAGAUCAUCAUUGGAGACAACCACAAGUCCAAACAGCAGUAUGAACAGGAUGCUGCUCAAUUCACAGCAGUGUUCAUCAACUGGCUUGAAAGGACCAAAUCCUAAAAAAGAAAUAGAAUUUGAACCAAGUGUUUCUUGUAGUGAUGCUUGUGAUACAUUUUCUUGCAGUGAAAAAAAUAGCCAUGUUUCUACCAUAGCAUUUCCUAAAGUAUCAGUUGCUAAUACAAAAGCAUACACUAAUGUUAAUGGCUCACCAAUCAGGAAAACAUCUUUUAAUGUACGAAGAUCAAGUUUAUUCUCAACAAAUGCAAAGUACAUUUCUCCACCUCUUAAGGACACGCAAAAGAGAACUCUUCCUGAACCAACUAUAUCACCUUCAGGACCUCAGACUAUAUCUAAAGGAAAUAAUAGCAUGCAGGUCUAUGGAGUGCCACAAAAACAAGCAAAAAUGGAAGACAAAAGUGCCUUUGCAAAUUACUUCAUAAGGAAAUCGGGCCCAGGGCAAACUAACCCCACUGUGAAGAAGAAGACUGAAUCUGCAUCCUGUGAAUGCUCUGAUACUUCUGUGAGUGAUCAGACAAGAAAAGUUAGUUGCCCUGUCUGCAGUUCUCAGGUUUUGGAAGCUAAAAUUAAUGAACACUUAGAUUCUUGUCUCUAAGAUCUUAUCUCUGUGUGCUUUGCUCAGCAUUUGUCCAGUUGAGUUCUUUACUAAUCUUUCCUGUUUGUUUUGAGGAAGGGAAUUCACUUGAUACUUUUGUCAUUUUAUGUGCACUAAGAUCAGAGGUCUGUUUAGCUUGUAGCAGUUCUUUUCUGGUCUGUUAAAUUAAUAUGGCAGACUCUGGAUAUACUUUGCAGCCGUAAAUAAGAGUUUAUAGGAAUUUUAAUGAAACAAGUAUGUGUGUUUGUAGGCUUUGACUUUUAAAAAAACUAAGCCUGUUAAGCACUGUCAAAACACUUGUGCUUGCUUGGUCUUUAUGGUGAAUGUUUUUAAGUAUUGUGUUCUAAGUAGCUCUUUUUCCAAACACUUUUUCUUGAAUUCAAACAGUAGUGCUUGAAUUCAAAAAGGCUUAGGAUAAAGAAUUCAAAUGGAUUUUUAUCCCAUUGAUAAUCAAACAUUUCCAUUUUCACUUGCACGUGGAUCAGGCAAUUAUUUUCUGUAAUCAAAUUAAAAUUAUAUUUCUGACGAGUUUCCCCAAAGUUUUAAAAUUGGGGAAUAGGCUGUUUAAUUAUGAUACUGAAAAUGUUCACUGGGCCAUUUUAAUAUUAUACAUAUUGCUGAUGCAUUUACAGAUUGGGGGAAUCUUAUAGAAAAGGAAGAACCAAAGAUUGAUAAAAUAGAAUAGAAUCUGUUUAUAUAUACACUUGAGAGUCAUUGUUAACAUAAUGGUUUGUGUCCUCAGGUUAGCUUUUUGAAAGACUCCUUCAGAUAGCAUGCAUGUGAAAAUAAGUGUGUGAAUCCCACAGGGAAUCACAUCAGCAAUCCUUUUUGGGCUUUUGUAAUUAUGUUUGAACUGCCUGGGAGGAGUAUAAGGUAGAAAACUAAACGUUCUGUGAUCAGGUUCACUGUGACCAAUACAGAGUUUACUGUAGCUGACAGUUAUGUAUACUGAUUAUUUGUUUGUACAAAGUGUACAGUUUAUUUCCUCUGAGACAGAAGUAGAUAUUUGAAAACAGCGUUUGAUAAGGGAUGCAUUUAAAAGAGAAUGCUUUUCUGAAACAAAAUUUGAAAUAGUUUACUUUAUAGUUCCCUUUUCUAAAUAAAGAGAAAAUUUGAUACAGUUUAA